UCUUCAGAUUCCAGUGACUUGAUGCUAAGAAUUUACAGAGCUGAGUCAUAUGUUGGCCUCCAAGAACAUAAAACAGCCAUAGAAGAUCUGAAUUUUGUUAUUUCUAAAAUGCCAAAUUGGCCAGAGGUCUACUUCCGGAAAGCAAAAGUGCUGCAAGACUCUGGCUUUGUAGGUGAUGCCUUACAACUGUUUCUACAAUGCUUAGCCCUUGAUGAGGACUUUCUUCCAGCCAAGUUAGAAGUGGAAAGGACAUUGUGUGAUGUCCUGUCACCAGAGAAGUUAGGAGAGAGUCUGAAGGAACCAGCUUGGAAUUUACCGCGUAUUCGAAGUAAACAUUUUAUACUUGGUUCUGAGGUGACUGAGUCUUCCAGCAACUUGGAGCUUUGUCCUGAACAGAGUUUAGGAGGAUCAGAUGUACUGGAGCCUGUCAGUGGAAGCUUAAAUCGUGCACAGUCUGCCCAUGCUCUUAACUCAACAAAAGACCUUGCCAAGGAAGAUGGCUUAAAGAGAGUGUCUUCUGAACCCCUUCUCUCUGGCCAAGAAAAAGGUGCUUUGUUGAAAAGAAAACUCUCCCUCUCAGAACAGGAUACAGUUGUAUGCGAAGAUGGAAGAAACAAGCACAAAAAGCAAGGAGAAAGUACAAAAAGGGACUUGACACUGGCUUUUGGAACAAUUCCAGAGGAUUUGAUUGACGUAUCAGAUUUUGAGUGCUCUCUAUGUAUGAGGCUAUUGUUUGAGCCAGUGACAACCCCUUGUGGACAUACUUUUUGCAAAGGUUGCUUGCAGCGGUGUUUAGAUCAUGCUCCUCAGUGUCCACUCUGUAAGGAGAGUUUGAAAGAGUACCUUGCAAACAGAAAAUACAGCAUCACAGAGCUGCUGGAGGAAUUAAUAAUGAAAUACUUAUCUGAUGAGUUAUAUGAGAGAAAAAGAAUUCAUGCUGAAGAAACCGCUGAACACUCAAACUUGACCAAGAAUGUUCCAAUGUUCAUUUGCACUAUGGCAUAUCCUACUGUGCCUUGCCCUCUGCAUGUGUUUGAGCCAAGAUACCGACUAAUGAUUCGUAGAAGUAUGGAAACUGGAACUAAACAAUUUGGGAUGUGUAUAAGUGAUUCUCAAAAUGGUUUUGCAGAUCAUGGAUGCAUGCUGCAAAUUAGGAAUGUUCAUUUUCUACCUGAUGGACGGUCUGUUGUUGAUACAGUUGGUGGAAAGAGAUUUAGAGUUUUACGGAGAGGGAUGAAAGAUGGUUAUUGCACAGCAGACAUCGAAUAUUUGGAAGAUGUUAAGGUUGCUGAUGAAGAAGAACUGAAGAAACUGAGAGAGCUUCACAAUUUUGUUUACAAUCAGGCCUGCAGUUGGUUCCAAAACUUAAGAAACAAAUUUCGCACUCAAAUUCUUCAGCACUUUGGGCCAAUGCCUGACAGGGAGGAAAAUAUACAGGCAAUGCCCAAUGGUCCUGCUUGGUGUUGGUGGCUUCUAGCUGUUCUCCCAGUAGACCCCAGAUAUCAGCUGUCAGUGCUCUCCAUGAUGUCUUUAAAAGAUCGCCUGAUCAAAAUCCAACAUAUACUCACUUAUUUUUCUAGAGAUCAGUCCAAGUGACUAACCGCCUGGGUCUUCCUCAAAAGUUACUCCAUUCUGGUUGUAAUAGCAGCUGGAAUUUUUGCUGCCUUUGCACAUCUAGCACUGGUUUGAGAAGUGUAAUGGAACUGCUUUUUCUCUCUUCUCCGCACCCUCCUAACUUCCUAAACCACAUGGUUCUUUGAACGCACCCUUUCUUCAACUACGAGAGAAGACCACUGACAAUUGCACAGUCAAUCCAGCUAGAUAUGUUUUUCACGUUAUCUACAUUACAAUUUGCACUAUGUAGAAGAAAACCUUUUUGAGACUUGAUAAUUUUAGCCACUGACUUUUCAAAGCUGUGGAAAGUGCAGGACUUAAGGCUGACAGUCCAAGUUUACAACAUUGAGGAGGUAUUAAAGGUUUUGCAAAUGUUUGCCUCAUACAACUGUUCUUUUGCUGUUUGCACAAAUAUUUGAAAUAUAGUAUUGAAUGUCACUGUUGGAUAUUACU
Nestor notabilis (Kea) is the source of this 2067-nucleotide messenger RNA. It is a transcript of the gene LONRF1, whose product is annotated as LON peptidase N-terminal domain and ring finger 1. The annotation marks the transcript as partial. Gene Ontology annotation, molecular function: protein binding. The transcript is spliced from 11 exons. The record is from RefSeq and is a predicted model, not a curated record. NCBI's taxonomy places the organism in Eukaryota, Metazoa, Chordata, Aves, Psittaciformes, Psittacidae.